AUGAAUUGGUUGUUCCAGGUGGUCUAUUUAUUGUUAGCAUUACAACUGGUGGAGGCGAGCUACGCCCCCAAUACCAAAGCCCAGUGCCCCACCACCAAGAGCCUUAUCCGAGAAGCAAAAGAUAUAUCCGAUCAAGAAAAAGACUGGCUAAAACAGAGACAAGCAAAGACGCAAAAAGCGUUACAGUCUUACCUCAAAAAGGUGGGGCUUAACGAAACCGAUAAAUUGGACGAUGUCACCAUUGGCGUCGCUAUCUCCGGCGGCGGUUACCGGCUGAUGCUUGUUGGUGGUGGCGAAGUGGCUGGGCUCGAUCUGCGAGUAAAUAGUCCCUUGGGCGGUGUGUUAGACCUGGCAACAUACAUCUCGGCCCUCUCCGGGGGACUGUGGCUUUUGCACUCGAUGAUGGCGUACGAGUGGCCGUCGGUGGCUCAAUUGCAGGACAAAUGGCAGGUGGACAAGAACCACGCGUUGAUCAAUCUGCUGGCCAACUGGUUCAAAUUGGGGUGGAGUGUGCUCACCAAUAAUUUAGAGGGGGCAUUGACUCAAUUGAAUAACUGGCCUCAAAUUAAGAACGAGACGGAUGCCAAGCGACAGGCCGGGUUUGGCGUCACUUUGACCGACUACUGGGGGCGGGGACUCGCCUACCAGAUGACUCCGGGACCCGAUUACGGUCGUAACCGCACGUUACUGGAUAUCCGGGACUCGACGCCGUUUAAGAACCACGACAUGCCAUUUCCUCUCAUCAUCGCUGUGGGGCGUCGUCCCGGUACUCUAGUGUACAAUUUGAACUCGACGGUGGUGGAAAUGAACCCUUACGAGAUCGGGUCGUUCGACACCUCGCUCAACUCGUUUUCCGAUAUCAAGUACUUGGGCACUCACGUGGACAACGGCAGGUUCAACCAGUGCACCACGGGGUUCGACAACUUAGGCUUUGUCGCGGGGACGCUGCUGCUGUUGUUUAACCAGUACCUCCACACGUUAGUGUGUGACGACUGUGACCAGCUUAAUUUCAUCGUCAAAUGGAUCGCGAAGAAGUUCUUGACUUAUUUGAGCAACAGCUACCAGGACGUCGCCGAGUAUAGGCCCAACCCCUUCUACAACUCCGAGUACGCCGCCCUGUCCAAUAUCACCAAGAACGACACGUUAUACUUGAUAGACGGCGGGCUUGCUGGCGAAACCAUCCCGCUCUCGUCGUUGAUGACCAAGGAGCGGAAACUCGAUAUGGUGUUUGCCUUUGACAACGGUAACGAUAGAGAUAACUCGUUCCCCUCUGGCGAGGCGCUAGUGUUGACCUAUCAGCGUCAAUUUGGCGACCAGGGGAAACUGACGCUAUGCCCUUAUGUGCCUCCCGCCUCAACAUUCUUGCAGCAGAACUUCACUGCCCGUCCCGUAUUCUUUGGCUGUGACGCCAAAAACUUAACCGGUUUGCAAAAAGACGGUGUCACGCCUCCCUUAGUGGUGUACAUGGCUAACCGGCCUUACAACACGUUGUCCAACGUCACCUUAUACCAAUUGGACUAUACCAAUCAACAGCGGGACCAGCUAGUCGAUAACGGCUUCAACGUCGCCACGCGGGCCAACGGCACCUUCGACAGCGACUGGGCCCAGUGUGUCGCCUGUGCCAUGAUCAGACGGUCGCAAGAAAGGCAGAACGUGCUGCAGUCUGAUGCCUGCCAAAAGUGCUUUAAGAAGUACUGCUGGGACGGCCUGGUGUCUCCCAACGAGCCCGACUAUGCUGCCAACGUCAACUAUACCGAGCUGGGCCUCACCAACGGGACGAUGAUGGCGUUGAUCAACCAGCCCACCGUGCUUAAACGGUUGAUUGAGUACGCCAACUCGGCGCCGGCGUGGUCGUCGUCGGGGAUGGCCGUCGUCGCCGCCGUCGCCGCCGCCGCGUUCAUGUGA
This is a messenger RNA of Diutina rugosa, 1905 nucleotides long. RefSeq lists its product as uncharacterized. Gene Ontology annotation, biological process: glycerophospholipid catabolic process. The coding region runs from base 1 to 1905 and encodes 634 amino acids. Gene Ontology annotation, molecular function: A2-type glycerophospholipase activity. Lineage: Eukaryota; Fungi; Ascomycota; Pichiomycetes; Serinales; Debaryomycetaceae. The record is from RefSeq and is a predicted model, not a curated record. Gene Ontology annotation, cellular component: extracellular region; intracellular membrane-bounded organelle; cytosol. The transcript has a single exon.